This is a messenger RNA of Diabrotica virgifera virgifera (western corn rootworm), 1148 nucleotides long. RefSeq lists its product as uncharacterized. The record is from RefSeq and is a predicted model, not a curated record. The transcript is spliced from 2 exons. The coding region runs from base 62 to 742 and encodes 226 amino acids. Lineage: Eukaryota; Metazoa; Arthropoda; Insecta; Coleoptera; Chrysomelidae.
AAUAAAAAUAUCUCAUCCAACAUAUAGAGAAAAGAGUUUGAAGAGACUAAAAAACAUAUUAAUGGAAAACUCUUAUCCAGUAGGACUACUUAAUAAAUUAAUUUUUAGUACUGCUACCUCUCCAGCUUCCAUCACAUUGAUUGACAAUACCAACAAUAAAAAACCACCCACAGUGAAUAUGGCAAGCCAAGAAAGAAACACUAGCCCAACAAUCGACACCUUAGUACCAACAACACCACAAACAUUUGGAUCUUUACCUUAUAUUCCAUUCUUAACACCAAAACUUCUCAAAUUAUUUAAAGGACUCGAAAACAUAAAAAUUGCUACCAGAAACGUUAAAACUAUAGCACAUUUAUACACCAAAACUAAAGAUCCACUUACGACUAAGGAAAGUUCAAAAGUUGUGUAUCAAAUACCUUGCUCAGACUGCGAUAAGGUUUAUAUAGGAGAAACAUCUCGGACAUUACACAGCAGAAUAAUUUCCCACAGAAGUGAUAUUAAUACAAAAAAAUCGCAAGCUUGUGCAUUAGCAGAUCACUCAAUUAAUCUAAAUCAUACAUUUAAUUUUUCACAAGCGUCAAUCUUAGAGAGGGUGAAAAAUGAACAGAAAAGGUUAUUUGUAGAAAUGACACACAUCCAGAAAAAUAGAAAAUGUAUAAAUAGAAAGUCAGAUAUAGACAAAUUAAGUAACAUUUAUUGUUACAUAUUAGCAUAUCAACAAACAUUUGACACAACAUCAUAAUCUGAUUUUCUAUCGUACAUUCCACCAUUAAAAAUUCAUUUUAUGCUGGUAGACACAUUGACUGGACUAAUUUACUUUACAUCAAUCAAAUUAAUAACUGUAAUUAUAAAAAAAACUAUUGUUACUGGUUUUGCUUUCCUUCUAAAGAAAUGGUAUACACUUCAUACAUGUUGAACAACGAACCAUGGACACAACAUAAUGUAAUAGAUUGACUAAAAUUAUUUAAAUAUUUUAAUAUGUGUGUGAUUGUCCUUCUAGUAAAGUUUCAACUUUUUCAACCAAUCUCAACGACUAAUGUCUUGAAAAAGAAUUAAAUAUAAUUCGAAAGCUUGACAGUAAGUCAAAGAGUUUUCUUUGUCUUGUGGGCCAAAUAAACUGACUGCAUCCUCAAGAGUCACUACUUGAU